This is a messenger RNA of Trypanosoma conorhini, 333 nucleotides long. RefSeq names its product putative dynein intermediate chain. Bases 1 to 333 code for a protein of 110 amino acids. The transcript has a single exon. Lineage: Eukaryota; Euglenozoa; Kinetoplastea; Trypanosomatida; Trypanosomatidae. The record is from RefSeq and is a predicted model, not a curated record.
AUGGAUUUGGCGGCGAAGCGGCGGCAGCUGGAGGAGAUUCGCGCCGCACGGGAGGCAAAGCAGCGGUCUGUGCAGCAGCAGCUCCAGCAGCGGCAGCAGCAGAGCAGUCGUCAAAAAACGUCCGCCGCCGUCGUCGCCUCCUCCUUUGCGUGCAGCAGCACCCCCAAAUCGUCGAUGACGUCCUCCGUGGGCGGUGAGCCUUUGCAGCGGGCGGUGUCCUUGUCGUCGGUGGCAAGCGCACGGGAGGAGCCACACGCGAGGAAUUUGCAGGCGGCGUCCCCCUGCAUGUACCGGAAGGCCGCCCGUUUUACCGUCCUCACGGCUCUCCUUUAG